ACUCUAAAAAAGGAAAUGCGGGUUGAUUUCUGUAAGGCUGGUGCUGUUCCGAGCCACCAACCACCACCACAGGCGGCGGCGCUGGUGAUGGAGCACUUGGCCACCAUGGCGUUUCUAUCUCCACCGUCGUUGUCUCCACCCUUGCUCAACACUUUGAAUUCACCUCUCAGGUAUAACCAAGUAUCAAACGCAUGGAGGGAAUCUAAACCUCCACCAAACACACCUGAAGAAGCUUCCAGGCUUGUAAGUCACACCCUACAGCGACACCCAACACCCGAUAUGGAGGGCUUAUGGUCGUUCUACGUUCUCCGUCUUCCACAUCUUCUGGUUGAUGCGCCAUCACUCGCUGACGGGAUCAAGUUUGAGUUGCACACGCUUCCGGUGGAUGCAAAGGCAGUAGCAGAUGGGGAUACUGUAACAGUCUAUGUUAGUACCUCGGAUGCCCCUGAGUCAUCGCGUGUUCCCCAAGAGGUACAAAUGGCUGCGGUUGAACGUAUUGAAGCACUGGCUGAAAGGAACUACACCAAAGCAGAUUCAUUGCAAAAACGAAUCACAGACGCGGGCUAUCGGUUACUGCGUAUUGAUAAUCAGGAAAUUCUUGCACGAAAGUACCGAAUUAGACUAAGGGGAAUAGAUGCACCUGAACACUCAAUGCCUUACGGAAAAGAGGCUAAGGAUGAGCUCAUAAAGAUAAUUGAAGGCAAGUGUUUGAAAAUUUUGAUAUUUGGCGAAGAUCGUUAUGGGCGUUUUGUUGGAGACAUCUAUUGUAAUGGUGUCUUUGUACAGGAAUCAUUGUUGAAGAAAGGACUUGCAUGGCAUUACACGGAUUAUGACAAGCGACCCGAAUUAGAAAAGUGGGAGAAAGAUGUUCGAAUUAAGAGAGUCGGGUUGUGGGCUUCAUCAAAUCCUGAAAUGCCAUGGGAAUGGAGGAAGAAUCAUCGUGAAAACAGACAUCUACGCGUGCAUGCCUAGUUGGCAAAGUGGGUCUGCCUCUGUUGCUGACAAGUCAUCCUCGAGGUUUGUUAUUGUUCACGUUGUUGUUGCUACAUUCAAGAUUUGAUCAAACAAGGGAUUUAGAGUUUUAGUGGUUUCUUGAUUGUUAGUAUUUAUAGGCUUAUCAUCUUAUAAAAUGACUCGCGGAAAGAUGCCACAUAAUGAUGCCAACACUCGGGCUUAAAAUUUGUUAGUAGCAGCAAUAGGGAUUUGCAUAAAACGUUGAAACCGAUCGAAGCCUGUCGAUGGUUUGAGAUUCAUAUGGUUCGGUUUGACAGUUUAAUGUUGUAUUACAUUUACGAAUCAUCUUUAUCAUGUAAAGAUUUUGGAUGUAUACUAACACAAGGGUUUAUAAUGCAAUAAAAUUUGAAUAAAA
This is a messenger RNA of Helianthus annuus (common sunflower), 1369 nucleotides long. RefSeq names its product staphylococcal-like nuclease CAN2. Gene Ontology annotation, cellular component: cytoplasm. Bases 16 to 972 code for a protein of 318 amino acids. Lineage: Eukaryota; Viridiplantae; Streptophyta; Magnoliopsida; Asterales; Asteraceae. The record is from RefSeq and is a predicted model, not a curated record. The transcript is spliced from 7 exons. Gene Ontology annotation, molecular function: nucleic acid binding; nuclease activity.